CUGAUAUUUCCCGCCAGAAUAAAGAGUGUGAAUAUUUAAUCUCUCAAAAAGUUGCAACAAGCAAAGUUAAAUUAUUUAAAUGGAAAAAGGUGGUGAACAGAAGUUGAUGAAUGCAGCAUUGAUGCGCAAAUAUCUGAACCGUCCAGGAAGAUUGUUUGUUAAGAUAUUCGACACAUCUAGUGGUGGAAAACAGAUCCAAGGAAUGUCAACAGAUAAGCAAAGAAUCACUGUAGAAUUGGAUACUCCUCUUGAUCAGCCAUUGCAAGGCUGGAUUGAAGUCGUUGGAAUGGCAACAAGCAGUAAUGUCUUUAGGGCUUAUGAGAUAAUCUGUUUCGAGCAAAACGAGAACCAGGAACCGUUUGAUGAGGAAUCGCACAAUGAAAUAUGCCAAAUUUUUGACCUUUUGCGUGAUGGAGAUUUAUACAAGUUCAAGAAUUAGAUUGAUAAGUAAAUCAUGUCUUUAUUAAUAAGUUUAUAAAAUAUUUCCUUCAAAUACAUCUCAUACUUUUUUAACAACUGGAACUUUUUGGAAUGCUUUUUUGAAGUUUUUGGAUAUAUAGUGCUGCUUAUCGAUAUUUGAGUCACACAUAAUGUUCAUCCUUACAUUCUGCUUAAAUCUUUGGAUUGUUAUAUUUGUUGAAUUAUUUGAUUGUGGCGUUCUAAAGAAGAUUACAUCCUCAAUAUCUCCUUCAUAGCAUGUAAUCAUUUUUGAUGGCUCAUAUUCGUUAAUUCCCAUACAUAAUGUGACUGAAAUCGCGAACUUCUUCGACAAAUAGUUGAUUAAAAGUUUCAAGUACAUUGAUGGAAUUACAGUUGUAAGGAAGUCGAAUCUAAUUUGAAUCAAGCUUAAUAAAUAAAUCAUAACUUGAUGCUUCCUCGUUUCUAUCAAUUGAUCGCGUAUAUCAGCAAAUUGUGAAAAUGAAGGUUCAUUAACUGGAAGUUUAAAUCCAAUAACACCGUUCCUUAAACAACUGACACCAUAAAGGUAUGAAAACGGAACUGAUCGGAAGUUAACUCUAAUAUAUGGAGGAAUUUUAACCGAUUGCCCUUCUUCCUUUAUUUGCUCAAAAAAAUCCAAUAAGCAUGACGAAAUUGUUGAGAACAUAACUUCUGAGUAUGACUGCCUGUUUUUCUUAGCUUUAGCAUGUAGUCGUUCAACUGGAAUUGUGUCGGACCAAGACACAAGUUUCCUUCCACAAAGUGCUGGAUUUAAGUAAUGUCCAUCAUCGUUAAUGCUCGAAAACAGUUCCUCAAUCAGCAUUCUUGGUGCUGUAAAGCAUAUGCUCGCAAAAUAAAGGCAUUCCUUAAAUGAUUUGAAUGACAAUGGGAUGUACUUCAAGAAAAACCCAAUAUAAGAAUUUGAAUUGAUUUCCUCAUUCAGGAACAAAUAGCGUCUUAAGGCAUUUAAUUCUCGCAGGAUGUAGAAUGGCGAUAAGAAAAUCCAGAUGCAAAUCGUCCUCAAAAUAAACAAUCCAGUGCUCUUAGCGACAUUUACUGGAUUUAGUGCCUUUAAAAUCAAAUUUACAACAAGCUUAAAAGUUAAUUGUCUUCUCUCGCAUUCUGUAGAUAUCAAGUCACUUAAAAAUCUUAAAUGCAACUGUGGAUCAGUACUUCCUUUUAGAAUUUUCGAACUCUUUCUGUUAUAGUCAAUAUAGGUGUUGAAUAUAGUCAUAACAAUUGAUGAGACUAAGUCAUACAGAUUUUGAGGACAUUUAGCAAAUCCAUCAUGAUGAUCAAGUGAGUCAUGCUUCAUAACAAAUUCAUUCCAACGAGAAAUUGUUGCAUCUGUUAUAUCCUCAUAGAUAGUCCUUAAUCCAACAGCUGGUCUGAUUAUCU
This is a messenger RNA of Chironomus riparius, 1836 nucleotides long. The record is from the annotation of a GenBank genome assembly. NCBI's taxonomy places the organism in Eukaryota, Metazoa, Arthropoda, Insecta, Diptera, Chironomidae.